Molecule: messenger RNA, 1114 nt
Organism: Gracilinanus agilis (Agile Gracile Mouse Opossum)
Lineage: Eukaryota; Metazoa; Chordata; Mammalia; Didelphimorphia; Didelphidae
Gene: NINJ2
Product: ninjurin 2
Exons: 6
Coding region: 1-765 (254 amino acids)
Biological process (GO): tissue regeneration; cell adhesion
Cellular component (GO): membrane
Source: RefSeq, a predicted model, not a curated record
AUGAAGAACCAUGCAAGAAGCCAUCGAUGCAUAGACCCGGACCGGGAGGGGACCUUCGAGGCCACUGAAUCCAACUCCCUCGUUUUAAAGUGGUUCCGAGAUUUAGAGAAACGACGCACAAGUAGUCCCCAGGUCAAUAGAGACCUCACCAGAACCAUAAAGAAGUCCAGUUUUGUGAUUAGACCCAAGAACAGCAGAGACAGCAUCACUGGGCAGGAGGAGGAACUGAAUCCUGGUCAGCCCAGUAUCCCAUCCCAAGAGUUCCAGUUCCUCUUCCACCUCCCUGCAUCACUGAAGAUAUCGUCCAGGAGACAGACAUGUUCAUACAAUUUGAGUCUUUCAUGUUUUCACCUUUCAGUUCACUCUCUGGGGCCCAGGAAUCCCAGCCCCGGGAGGGACCUGCCUAUCAACUUUAACCAUUAUGCCACAAAGAAGAGUGUUUCAGAGAGCAUGCUGGAUGUGGCCCUCUUCAUGUCCAAUGCCACUCGACUGAAGGCUGUUCUGGAACAGGAACCAUUCUCUCCCUACUACACAGUCCUCGUCACCCUCCUCAGCAUCUCUCUCCUCUUGCAGGUGGUCAUUGGGAUACUCCUCAUCAUAACUGCUCGAAUGAAUUUGAAUGAGGUGUCAAAGCAACAGAGGCUGAACCAGCUCAACAACUCCACCAUGGCCACGGUCUUCAUAACUGUCAUUAUCAAUAUUUUCAUCACAGCUUUUGGGGUACAGAAGGCGGGGCAAUCCUGGCCCACACCCAAGCCCUACUGAAUCCAGCCUGGGGCCCAGCUGAGGGUCCUGGAGCUCUUUGUGCUUCCCUUCCCUUUGACUUCUGCCAGCCUUGAGGACCUCAGCCCAGCUCAGCAGGCCUUCCCCCCAGUACCUGGGAAAGCUCCCUACAUGCUAGUGCUAGUCCCCAAACUCAAAUCCUAUCAUGCAUUUGGUUCCAUUGAUCAAAGUGAAUUCCGUAUUGGUGGCUGUAGAUGUCCUAAUGUCCAGACAUUGUCAACCUUCCCGGUAUGUUUCUUCAAAUCCAAGACUCUGCCACAAAGUGCAUGACUCUGGGCUAAUUGUUUCCAGGUCAGCCCAUUUCCCUUUCCCUAUUCCAUACCCAUUUCCU